Molecule: messenger RNA, 801 nt
Organism: Rhagoletis zephyria (snowberry fruit fly)
Lineage: Eukaryota; Metazoa; Arthropoda; Insecta; Diptera; Tephritidae
Source: RefSeq, a predicted model, not a curated record
AGUACUUAACAUUUUAAAACUACUUGGCAAGUACCUAAAAUUUUAGUGUUUACUGAACUGAAAAUCAUUAAAUAAACAAUUUUUAAGCGAAAUUUGUUUUGUUUUUUGUAAUUUGGUGUCCAUUCACUGAACGUACCCCAAGGUAAAUUGGGAACAGUUUAGUGACGUUCGCCACAGCUGAUUUUACUCAUUAAACGAACCUAAGCGACUGGACGCAAAAUUCUGACAGUUUGUGCCCGCGAAUUUCAUCGGUUGCAAGUCAUUUCGAAAAUUUAUUUAACAAAAUAAAGAUAAAUUUUGCAUUAAGUGGACAUUUUUAAACUACUUUUAGAACGAUUCGCCAUGAAUUCUUUUAUUGAACAAGCAAUGGAAAAGAUCACCGACUUGCAACGGCAUACACGCUAUUGUAUAAACAACUAUGAUUAUUAUCAUAAAAAUAAUGAGUUUGAUAUUUUGCGUAAUAAAGAAAAAAUACUUCGUACCAGCGCCGUGCACCUUAAUGAUUUCCUAAACACACUAGCACAAGUUCAAGACACAAUUGAAGAAUUAAAUAAGCAAUGCGACGAAGUGGAUGCAAUUCUGGGGAAUUGUACAUCUAAUAAAGGUAAUAAGGAUGAAAAGGAGGAUACUGAUAGCGGCAAAGAGAAUAUUUAAUUAGCUUAGCUUUCAAAUAAGUUUAUAUUUAAAUACAUAUGUAUGUAUGCAUUUCCCGAGUAGCGUUAACUAACUCUCGAACAAGACUUUAAAAGUGCUUGUUAAUUCUACAUAAAUAAAAUAAUGUCCUACAUAUGUAUAUAAUGC